AUGGAAGGUCUAACGUUGAUUUGGUUUGAUGAAAACAUUGAUUUGACAGAAGACACGAAACAAACAGCUAAAAUGCUUCGCCAGUGUGAACAAACUCCUCUCAAUGUGUAUCGAGGAGCCAGAUUAUCCAGUGAUGAACUAGACAGGCUUAAAGCAAAUGAAGGCAAAUUAAUAUCAAUGAACGGCUUUUUAUCAACCAGCCGUUCUCGUAAACUAGCAUUAUGUCUUGCACGUAAGUCGACAAAAAGAACUGAUGCACUGCCCGUGCUGUUUCAUAUUCAGUGCGAUAUCAAAGGAGAAUCAAGCGACGUCAUUUUUGCUGAUAUAGCAGAAAUGGGUGAUUAUCCUGAAGAACAAGACGUUUUGUUUGAUCUAGGAGCAGCCUUUCGAAUCGAAUCGAUUAUCUUUGAUGACAAGCUUAAUCUUUGGCUUAUCGAGAUGAAAGCGACCAAUGAGGGAGCCCAAAUCGCACAAGCGUAUAUCGAACUAAACAAAAAAGAUCUAGAUGAGGGAACUGUCAGUGUUCCCAUCAUAUUCGGGCGUCUCCUUGCUGAUAUGAAACUCUAUGAAAAAUCACAAUACUAUUUUGAGAAACUUUUGGUUGAUUCAACUGACGAAGAUGCAGCUUCGGUCUAUCACAAUAUAGGUAGAGUUCAAAACUUUAAAGGUAAAUAUGAUCAAGCUCUGGAGUCCUACACAAAAUCUCUCGAAAUGAAAGGAAUUUGCUUUCCGCCGAUUCAUGUCAGUACCGCUGCCACUCUCGAAGAUAUUGGUGGUGUUUAUGACUCAAAGGGUCAGUAUGAUCGAGCACUAGAGUACUACAUGAAAUCUCUCGAAAUGAAAGAAAUUUGCCUUCCUUCGAAUCAUGCCAGUACCGCUGUUACUCUCGAAAAUAUUGGUGGUGUUUAUGAUUCAAAGGGCCAGUAUGAUCAAGCUCUGGAGUACUACAUGAAGUCUUUCCAAAUGAAAGAAAUUUGCUUUCCUCCAAAUCAUGACAAGACUGCUGCCACUCUCAAUAAUAUUGGUAUGAUUUAUGGCUCAAAGGGUCAAUAUGAUCGAGCUCUUGAGUAUUACAUAAAAUCCCUCGAAAUGAAAGAAAUUUGUUUUCCUCCGAAUCAUGCCAGUACCGCUGACACUCUUGAAAAUAUUGGUGAUAUUUAUGACUCAAAGGGCCAACAUGAUCGAGUUCCGGAAUACUUGGAGUCCUACAUGAAAUUUCUCGAAACGGAAGAAAUUUGCCUUCCUUCGAAUCAUGCCAGUACCGCUGAUACUUUCAAUAAUAUUGGUCUGGUUUAUGGCUCAACGGGCCAAUAUGAUCGAGCUCUGAAAUACUUCAUGAAAUCUCUCAAAAUGAAAGAAAUUUGCCUACCUCCGAAUCAUGCAAGGACCGCUGAUACUCUCAACAAUAUUGGUCUGGUUUAUGGCUCAACGGGCCAAUAUGAUCGAGCACUGGAGUACUACAUGAAGUCUCUCCAAAUGAAAGAAAUUUGCUUUCCUCCGAAUCAUGACAGGACUGCUGCUACUCUCAAUAAUAUCGGUAUGGUUUAUGGCUCAAAGGGUCAACAUGAUCGAGCUCUGGAGUACUUCAUGAAAUCUCUCGAAAUGAAAGAAAUAUGCCUUCCUCCGAAUCAUGACAGGACUGCUGCCACUCUCGAAAAUUUUGGUAUGGUUCAUCGAUCGAUGGGCGAAUAUGAUCUAGCUCUCGAGUACUACAUGAAAUCUCUCAAAAUGAAAGAAAUAUGCCUUCCUCCAAACCAUGACAAGACUGCUGAUACUCUCAACAAUAUCGGAGUUGUUUAUGACCUAAAGGGCGAAUAUGAUCUAGCUCUGGAGUACUACAUGAAAUCUCUCGAAAUGAAAGAAAUUUGCCUUCCUCCGAAUCAUACGAGUACCGCUGACACUCUCAAUAAUAUUGGUAUGGUUCAUCGAUCGAAGGGCGAAUGUGAUCGAGCUCUGGAGUACUACAUGAAAUCUCUCAAAAUGAAAGAAAUUUGCCUUCCUCUGAAUCAUGCGAGAACCGCUGACACUCUGAACAAUAUUGGUCUGGUUUAUUACUCAAAGAGUGAAUAUGGUCGGGCUCUGGAGUACUACAUGAAAUCUCUCAAAAUGAAAGAAAUUUGCCUUCCUCCAAAUCAUGACAGAACCGCUGACACUCUCUAUAAUAUUGGUCUAGCUUAUCAAUCAAAGGGCGAAUAUGGCCGAGCUCUAGAUUUUUACAGAAAUGGCUUGAAUAUCUAUCAAAGUAAGUUUAAUCACGGACACCCAGUCAUAGAGAAAAUGCAGAAGACUAUUCGAGGAAUUAGCGGGACUCGCGCUAAAUUUCAUGGAAAGACGGUCAAGUUGUUAAGGGUUUUUAAAUGAUAGAUUUUUUAAUAAAGCAUGCUAAACAAUUAAAAAUCAAAUUAUAAAAUUUGUAUGUUUUUGUUUAUAUUACAAUCACUUGAGUCAGUUAAUGUGAUGUGUGGUACGCAAUGGCGUAUCCAAGGGGGCGGCAAUUGGGCAAAUGCCCAAUGCUCAGAAAAAGUUUGCCCAAUCGGAUUUUUUAAAGGCUAGAGUUUGCCCAACGACUUUCGGGCAAAGCCGAUUUCGACUAGUA
Messenger RNA from Didymodactylos carnosus, 2596 nucleotides. Lineage: Eukaryota; Metazoa; Rotifera; Eurotatoria; Philodinida; Philodinidae. The record is from the annotation of a GenBank genome assembly.